Messenger RNA from Coccomyxa subellipsoidea C-169, 987 nucleotides. RefSeq lists its product as hypothetical. Bases 1 to 987 code for a protein of 328 amino acids. The transcript has 10 exons. NCBI's taxonomy places the organism in Eukaryota, Viridiplantae, Chlorophyta, Trebouxiophyceae, Coccomyxaceae. The record is from RefSeq and is a predicted model, not a curated record. Gene Ontology annotation, molecular function: RNA binding.
AUGUCCUUCCUGCAGAACCAGGAUUCAAACACGGACUUCAUCCAGCUGCGCGCCAUGGCAGCCCCGAGAUCUGACCUGAACGCACCAGGCGGCAGCUCCUCGGAAGGCCAGAUCAGGGCGAGCGCCAAGUACCUAUUCGUAAAUAAUGUUGCAGAUUGCGCGGAUGAGAUCCUCGUGCAUGCGGCCUUUGAGAAAUACAACCUGAUGGAUGUGUACCUGCCCAGAUCCCACGAAACAGGCAAAAUAAAGAAGUUUGGAUUUCUUGCAUUUGCCAGUGAAGAGGAUGGGCUGCAAGCAUUGGAGGAGAUGGAUGGCUCAACGGCGCUGAACCCGAGCCACCCCAUCAGACUCAGCAUCAACACAAGCCCAAAGGUCGACGCCGACAAAAUGAUUGACCUGGACAUCCGGCGGUUGUACAUGGGCAACCUGCAGAGCGCCAUAAGCGAGGACGCAAUUUACAGCGCCUUCAAGAGAUACAAUCUGCAGAACAUCAGGCUGGUGACCGACAGGGAGACGGGUUUACCGAGGGGCUUUGGAUUCCUGACCUUCGGGACAGCACAAGAGGCAAAGAGGGCGCUGACUGAAAUGAAUCAGAGGCCAUUUCCGGGCACCUCAUGGAGCAUCAAGCUGGGAGUUGACAAGGAUCCGGUCCCCCCGCCGCCUCAGAUGCCCAUGCGCUCGGCCUCGUCAGCAUCCAGUCACCACGCCGACCGCUCCGAGAGCCCCGGGAUGCGCACGCAGCAGGUUGUGAGCAGGCUGCAGGACAGCUACACAAUCGUCAGCGGAGCACCCGACAAAAACAAGGGGGAAGUCAAGAAGGAGGUCAAGAAGGAGCCAGCCAGCCGCCAGCCCACUCCACUGGGAAGCUCCAAGAGCCAGGGGACAAAGGGGCCAGGAAAGGGCGCAGUAAAGGCGCCGGUAGGCAGAAAGGAGCUGAGCGCAGCAGACAGCAACCCAUUUGCAUGCCUGGCCCCUGACAGCGUUUAA